UUUAUUUUUGACCCUGAAAUCUGACUUUUGCGCUGGACAUUCAACGCUUAUGACGCACUCUUAUUAGUGAUUUGCUACUUGACAGCGCAAUAACAAAGGCAGGCUCGGAGGCAACCAAAAAGCCUUUCUGUUUUUACACUCGGAGCGAGAAAGCACACCGUUUACCCGGGGCUGAAAUUGGGGGUUCUUUUAGUUUCAAAGUAAACAUGCCGGUCGAGGCGGGGCCUGGCUGGCAACCUCCCUCGUCAAUCACAAUAACAACCGAACAGCGGCGACAUGACAUAUUAGGGGGACUACCGUUACCAAAUUGCCCGUAUCUAUCAUCUUCCCUUCCGCCCACUGAACCUGGAUCCAAUUAUGGCGCGCCGGCACUUCAUAGUCCAACAGUUUCUCUAACAUUCCUGACCAUCGGCGUGACAUGUAUCACAUUUGGGAUCGUCGCAGCAGCAAAGUAUGAUUCGGCGCGUGUGUUCAAUAGGACGAUCAGAGACCGAUCAGUAAGAAAUGGAUGGUGGGCGGUAUAUUUCUUGGUGUUGGGUGUGAGCUUUCUGAUAGAUUUUAUACGGUAUGCUUUGGAUUUGCCACACAUGUCCCGAAAGCCCGAUCGUGGAUCAGGGAAGGAAGCUACGGUGGAACCCCAAAUCAUUGAUGCAUGGUUACUGUUUAUCUCCGCUGUCCUCCGCAGUUUUUCUGUGUUUUCCUUCACUUUGGCUCUCAACUAUCAACGAAAGAACCGAUCGAGCUCCAUUACACAGGAUCGAUCUGCAAACCCAACAAGCAAUCGUAACCCAGCAGCCGGACACCAUGCACCAUCGGCAGCAGCGUCAUCGCGGCCCGCCUCCUUCCCUGCGUACGGGACAGUAUCGUCUCAGUCCCUAUCACCAGCACGGAGCCCAUCAGGAAGUCGGCCGGGAUCGUUCAUAUCCCGAGACCGCUCACCAAAUACAAAUGCUGCCAAAGCUCGGCGCGAAAGAGAUUCAUCUAGCGAAAAUAUCAGAGAUGAAGAAGAAGCGCUCUUGGAGGGCUAUGAAACCCCGGACGGGUUUGAUGAUGACGAGCCAAUGUCGCGGCCUACGCGAUGCGGUUCUGGGAGCCGUUGUUGUGGCCUCGCAGGAUGCCUGAGAAGGGUUUUUGCUAGCUGGGGAUUUCUAGCACUUAUUCUGUGGUUGAUGAACUUGUUAUCCAUAUACCUGGCAACAAACCCACCUAGUAUGCCACCCGGACAUACGUUACCCAACGAAAUACCUGUGUCGUUCCCUCCACCUCUCGUCGAUCCAGGCCCGCACACAUACUCUCCAACAUUUUUCCGCUUCAGUGUAGCAAUGGACGUCAUUCAGCAUAUCCCAGUUUUGAUAUUGGCAACCAUGAUCAUUGCUGGACCCUAUGAGCACGAGGAAGUUGGACUUGGGAGGCGAACGAGCCGCAGGCGCCAAGGGCCUACGGGUUCGUCAAAAUUCCUUCUGUUCUUGGGGUUGCUGCUCGGUAGUGUGUGGCUGGUAGAGCCCAGUGUGUUGAGUCGCGGCGUGGAUGCGCUAAUACGUAGCACGGAUAGUGGCAGCAGUCUGAGCUAUCAUGGAAGAAUGUGCGUGGUUCCACCUUGGUGGUGGUUGGAAGCCCAUGAAGAUCCCACAUACCUGGACGGAACAAAUGGGGAUGUCGCGCCUCUCAUUUUGGGCACCGCUCUACCCAAACCCCCCGGGGAACUUCAUGGUUGGGCUUCAUGGGUGGAUUUGCUCCAGUGGACUGGGUAUGCGGGGUUAUGGCUCAUAUUUGGGUUCGUUCGCAAAGAGUACAAGCGGAACAAAGAGGAAUGGAUUUGGUUAACCGUAAGCGAGCUUCAAAACAUCUUUGAUUUCCGACGAUAUUGAACAAGUUUGAAAGCUUUUUGGUGUCAUUUCUAUCAUGUCCUUGCGCACGGGGUAAAAUUAUUUGUGCAUAUCGAAGCUGGUUUUGCAUUUCAUGAUAUGAUUUCUUUUUGGCGGCUUGUUUCUUUAUAUGUAUAUCUUGAUCUCAUCAGUUUCCUGAACAAACAAAAACAAAACUUGUUUAUAGCCUCCAAAACAAUGAACGACUCUUAUUCUCCUCACAGG
Messenger RNA from Spizellomyces punctatus DAOM BR117, 2090 nucleotides. RefSeq lists its product as uncharacterized. The record is from RefSeq and is a predicted model, not a curated record. NCBI's taxonomy places the organism in Eukaryota, Fungi, Chytridiomycota, Chytridiomycetes, Spizellomycetales, Spizellomycetaceae. The transcript has 6 exons. Bases 207 to 1868 code for a protein of 553 amino acids.